AUGAGUAACCGCAACAUUUCUGCUGGUAUUUGCCUUUCCUGUGAGAAAACAGUUCGGAAAAAUCAAAAGGGUGUCCUCUGCGAGGUCUGUAUAUCACUAACACAUGCCCGCUGUUCUGGAAUCGCUAGCUUUAAGGUAAAGCAAGUCCGUGCCGACACACUACUGACAUGGACAUGUGGCCAGUGUUUAGGAUCCUUACUGCCUUUCCACACAUGCUCUGAGUUGGACACAACCCCUGAAACUUCUCUUGAUGAAAAUUUGGUUGAUAAUAUUCAAGAAAUCCUCAGCUCCAACUGCAGUAAUCUUAAAGUCAUAAAUUUGAAUACUCAAGCAAUGGCGUCAACCUUCAAUGAGUUUCUACUUACAAUGAAGACCUAUCCAAUGGACGUUGCUCUACUUCGUGAAACAUGGUUGCGAGAUCAAAAAGAACAGCUUGACUACGUGUCAAUAG
Molecule: messenger RNA, 451 nt
Organism: Porites lobata
Lineage: Eukaryota; Metazoa; Cnidaria; Anthozoa; Scleractinia; Poritidae
Source: the annotation of a GenBank genome assembly